AUGCCUCUCAGCCCACGUCUCAUUUCCUAUCGCUUUACCGUGUAUCAAUGCUAUACCACCUCACCCAACAGUGCCAACAACAUGCUGAAUGGUCACACAAGCCAGCAACGUGGUCGUCGACUCGUCAUUCCUGACGAGCUCGGAAGAUACCAACGCAACAGCAAGAACUUUACAGUACAGCGGCGAGGAGUGUACUGUACGACCUCGGUCCUCGCUUGCACACGCCCAAAAGAUGAGUCUGUUACAUUUUGUUUCGCGCAGUCAAUAACUGAUACAUAUUUGGAUGCGGGGGUCCUGCGUCUUCACCCAUCCACAAUGAAUGAUCAUGCCAGAUAUUGCUGGUCUCAACAUCAGCAAGUGUUGGGGUUGAGGCCAGCCGAGAGGGGUCUCACUGCUCUGGACGUUGCGCGUGCCGACGACACCAUUAGUAUUAUGUUUACCCGUAGUGUAUUGCAUACAGUGUGA
Molecule: messenger RNA, 465 nt
Organism: Fomitopsis serialis
Lineage: Eukaryota; Fungi; Basidiomycota; Agaricomycetes; Polyporales; Fomitopsidaceae
Exons: 6
Coding region: 1-465 (154 amino acids)
Source: RefSeq, a predicted model, not a curated record